GAAAAUGAUCUCUAUAACUUUCAUUUUGAUUUGGAUUUGAUGUCUUGGGACUCCGAUCUUUGGAAUAUUACAGGCCAUACUUUUGCAGAUGCAAGUGUGAAGACAGAACCCUUAUCGCCAGCUGCUUCAAAUUGUUCGGUCCCUUCUCCGUCAUCUGUGGACUCUCCAGUGCAGAAUGUGCCUGAUGAUGCAGACUUCAGCUGUAGCACCCAGAUGUCUCCUAUCUCUCUCUAUAGCAAGAGCUGCACAAGCCCUGCAUCCCCUGAAGGAGAUGAAGGGAAGAAGCCUGCUGUCAGCAUCAGUUCUCGGUCUGCAAAUAAUUCUGUGAGGGCCCUGAAGAGGUGUGGUCAGACAGCAUCCAGGCCUUCGAUACAGCCGAAGCCCCUUUUGCCUGCUGUACCUGAGGCUCAGGCUAACAUCGGCAUCCCAGCUAAAACCAUCAUUAUUCAGACUCUUCCCGCACUUGUGCCACUGACGAAGCAUCAGCCAGUUGUUAACAUCCAGCCAGCACCCCCUAAAGGUCAAUCAGUGGUGCUCCCCCAGCCCACUGUGGUACAACUCCAGGCUUCUGGGGUGCUUUCUGCCUCCCAGCCAGUCAUUGCUGUCACCGGAGGGACCACGCAGCUUCAUAAUCAUACAGUGAAUGCAUUGCCUCCAGCUGCUGGAAAUGGCUCAACAAGUGGCAAAAUACCAGUGAUGAAGCCCUUGGUUCAAAGCACCACACCAGCAAUGGGGCUGGAUAUCAAUGUCUUGAGAAGACAGGAGCGCAUGAUCAAAAACCGGGAGUCAGCCUUUCAGUCACGGAAGAAAAAGAAAGAAUACAUGUUGGGACUGGAGGCAAGGCUGGAGGCAGCCUUAUUGGAGAACGAGAAACUCAAGAAAGAAAACAGCACGCUGAAGAGACAGCUGGAUGAAGUGGUGUUAGAGAAUGAAAAGCUCAAAGUAUCAUCUCCAAAGAGAAGGACCCUGUGUGUGAUGGUGAUACUGGCUUUCAUAAUGUUGAAUUAUGGUCCAUUGAG
Mesitornis unicolor (brown roatelo) is the source of this 1019-nucleotide messenger RNA. RefSeq names its product activating transcription factor 6 (gene ATF6). Gene Ontology annotation, molecular function: RNA polymerase II cis-regulatory region sequence-specific DNA binding; DNA-binding transcription factor activity, RNA polymerase II-specific. Gene Ontology annotation, biological process: regulation of transcription by RNA polymerase II; endoplasmic reticulum unfolded protein response. The transcript has 7 exons. Gene Ontology annotation, cellular component: nucleus. NCBI's taxonomy places the organism in Eukaryota, Metazoa, Chordata, Aves, Mesitornithiformes, Mesitornithidae. The record is from RefSeq and is a predicted model, not a curated record. The annotation marks the transcript as partial.